This is a messenger RNA of Drosophila willistoni, 1234 nucleotides long. RefSeq lists its product as uncharacterized. The record is from RefSeq and is a predicted model, not a curated record. Bases 125 to 1024 code for a protein of 299 amino acids. Lineage: Eukaryota; Metazoa; Arthropoda; Insecta; Diptera; Drosophilidae. The transcript has 2 exons.
CUCUCUCUACUGUGAACUGUUCAGUUGAAUUGUAUAUCUCUCCGUUCAAACAUCUAUACAUUCAUAUUUUUGGAUUUUUCUUUUAAAUAAAAAUUGUUAAAUUUAUUUAUCUCAGAGGAGAAAAAUGGCUUAUGUGAAUCAAAAUUUACGCAUGGUCCGCUCUAACCUUAAUCCGGCUGCAAAAGCCUUCGAGUACAAGCCAAAGGCCAAAGCUGAUCCGCUCAAGAAAGUGGCCAAUGUGCCGCCGAAUAUACGUGACCUGGCUCUCAACCCAUUGGCCAAGGUAUUUGUGUACAAGUUUGCCGAGGAGGGCGCCUCCGCUGCAUGUCCAGCUAACUAUAACAGUCGUGGCCAACGUGGCGACAAGGAAUCGAUGUUGGUUUACUAUCAGCCAGCUCCGCAUAUCUAUCCGAUAAUCAAUGGGCACAUCGUUAAGCUGAUUCAUAGCCAGACUGGUGCUCCCUUGGUGGGCACAGAUGAUGAUGCGUCGACACCCUUGCUCGUCUAUCCGCAGGAUUCGGACUAUCAAUAUGAUGAGAAUGUGCAAACGUUGGAGCAGUAUGCCUUUGAAACCAUACCAUAUAAGCCACCUCCCUAUAUUCCGACGCUUACUCCUGAGCAGCAGCAGCAGCAACAACAGCAGCAACAACAACAACAGCCACAGCCUCAGGCUCAGGCUCAGCAAAAGAAGCCACAACCACCAAAGGGUCCUGCAUGGCGUCGUGCAGCUAAUUACCGCAAAAAGAAUAAGUAUGCAACCAAUCAACUAGAGAAAGAGAUGACGCUGGCUUUCCAAAAUAAUUCACGGGGACCCAGUGUUUAUCAGUCUCUUUUGAGACUGAUUGCGGACAUCAAGAGACCAAUUUCAUAUACAGAGAUCAUAGACGCCCUUGCCGAACGUCUUCAGCGUACCGAGGUUGAGUUGAAACGCAUGCUGCCUGCAGCCCUUCAUCAGGCUAUUUUAAUGGGCUAUCUACGUAAAGUGGACAAUACUGUAACCGAAGAUGUGCAGCAGCCCCAAUAGGAUGCUGGGAGAGGGAUUGGGAGAGGGGGAGUCCAGGAUGAAACAUAUUUGGUAGAUCUUUUCUACUUUCACACUUGAAUUGUCAAUCGCAUUGCUCGUAUCUCUGACGUGUCUCAAUAAAUGCCAUCAAGAGUGACGUAACGUAAUGAAGUGACAUGACGUUACGUAACAAAUGGCAUACAAAUCCACUUAACUAGUGCAUAGUUUAAA